This is a messenger RNA of Ectocarpus siliculosus, 2496 nucleotides long. The record is from the annotation of a GenBank genome assembly. NCBI's taxonomy places the organism in Eukaryota, Phaeophyceae, Ectocarpales, Ectocarpaceae.
AUGCCGGGGACGGCGGGCACGACCGCGGCGGUGCCAGCAGCGGACAAGAAGAGGCCGCCGCUUCUUCCGGAGUCCGUCGUCCGAGGUUUAGCGUAUGGCAUGGUGAACGGCAUCCUCUUGCCGCCCGUGAUGGUGAGCUUUGCCGCAAUGAUUUUUAGGGAUCCGGCGUUUACGCCCCAUCUUCCCAGGCUCGUGAAAUUGGUCAUGUUUAGCGGUGCCGUUCACAUGGCCUGCUUCGGGACCCUGUCCAGCCUCAAGUUCGCCGUUGGGUCGGUUCAGGACGCCGGUCUGAUAUUCCUGUCUGCAAUCUCCUCGGCGGUGGUAGCCUUUUCUAGAGAGCAAGGAGUGGAUGAGGCUGGUAUGCUUAGCACCUCUUGCUUCGUAUUAUGCACGUGCACCGGUCUUCUCGGCGUGGCACUCGUCGUCCUCGGGAGGCUGAGGCUGGCCAGCGUGGUGCAGUACCUUCCGAUGCCCGUCAUCGGCGGCUACUUGGCCUACAUCGGGUGGUUCUGCGGCGAGGCGGGCUUGGCGUUCGCGUCCGCGCUGGAGAUCAGCGGCAUGGGAGACUUGGGCGUCCUGGCCACCCGAGAGGCGCUCCUGCUAGUGCUGCCGGCGGUUCUGGCCGGCUUGGUGAUGUACCUCUCCCUCCGGCGCUUCCCCUCUCCGACCACGCUGCCGCUGCUUAUGGCCGCGUUCCUGGGAACGUUCUUCGCGUUCCUUAGGGCCACGGGGACGACUCUCGAAGAGGCGAGAGCUGCCGGGUGGGUGAGCGCAGCGUCCCCGAUGCUCCCCCUCAAUCACGCGUGGGACUACUUUUCCUUCGCAGACAUCCACUGGGGAGCGUUUGCGAGGGUUGUGCCCAACCUGUUGGCCAUGAUCGUGGUCGUUGCGUUCUCGAGCUGCUUGGAUAUCGCGGCCAUAGAGAUGGAGAUGGCCAAGCCACUGGAUUUCAACGGGGAGCUGCAGACGGUGGGGUGGUCCAACGUCAUCUCGGGACUGUUCGGCGGCUUCACGGGCAGCUACAUCUUCAGCCAGACCAUCUUUAACCUGCGGGCAGGAAGCGUCAUCAGCUUCCUGCCCAGGUGCUUCUUCGGCUCCCUGCUGAUCCUCAUCGCGGUCGACCUCAUGGUCGAGUGGCUCUGGCAGGCCAGAUUGAAGAUGAUGCCGGCCGAGUACCUGGUGUGCUUGGCGACGUUCUGCUCGAUCCAGGCCUGGGGCGUGGAGAAGGGCAUGGUCGCGGGGCUGGUGCUCGCCGCGCUCAGCUUCACCGUCACGUACGCGCAGGUUCCCACAGUGAUGACGGCGCGUGUGAAGGCGAGCACCGUCAUGCGGACGUUCGAGGAACGCGUGAUCCUCAAGGCCCACCAGGAGCAGACGGUGGUCCUCGAGUUACAGGGUUACAUCUUUUUCGGCUCCGCCGUCAAGAUUCUGUCAGACGUCAAGGACCGCAUUGUGUGGGGCACCGACCCCCCCCCGACCCCCAACGCCGGGGCUCCCGCCACCGGCAUCUUCGGCAACGUCUACGACGACAGCAACCAUUCCACCAGAACUGUCGGGAACCCGCAGCAGCAGCAGUCAUACCUUGAAACAGCCGCGCUCGUCAAGCCCAGCAGCGAAGGGACCAUUGCUGCAGGUGCCAUGAACCCCCGCGGAGACAUCUUGAGCCCGGUGUUCAACAGAUCCGGAGCGGUCUACCGUUCAUCGUCGGCAACGGCGGCAGCGGCAGCGGCUGCGGCCUCGUCGGUACUGCCCGGGUCGUCACCCCUGCACUGGCGCAGCCCGGCGCGGAGUCAGUCGUUGCGGGAGCACACGUCGACAUCCUCACAGCAGCAGGGGGAGCCUUCUUCCCAAGGAAUAUCAUCACCCCUAGCCCAGUCGCUCGCGAGAACAAGGUCAGUCGGGGGAACGACGACGGCGACGAGCACCGGGGUCCCUGGGGCCGGCGGCGGCCGGGGUCGACCCUUCCACAGAGCCGGCGGCCUGCUGCCAGGCGCGAGCGAGCAGCAGGAGACUGAGAAGCAGCAGCCGGCUGUGCUCGCAAAUGAGAGCAGCAGACACGACGGUGGUAGCGGCGGGGCUAACUUCUCGGUCCCCGCAAGAGAGACGACUGGCUAUGGGGCGAUGGAGGAAGGAGGGGCCGGCGGAGACGGGGGCGUGGGCAGCAGCGGCAGAGCGACGGCGGGGGUGCGCGUGCGACGCCCGCGCGGGACCAGCCUUGGGGAGGAACCGAGGGUCGGAGAGGGUGCUGUGCAGGCAUACAUGUCGCUCUGGGCAAACGGCGGCGGGUCGUUCGCUGACAGCCCAGGCCUUACCGGCAUGACGGGCGGCGGCGACAGCAGCCCCGGGUUCUCCGGCCGCAUGGCUCGGUCUUCCUCGGUUGUGUCUCUCCUACCGGCCUCCGAAGAGCGAACCCGACGCGUCAUCUUGGACUUCUCGAACGUCCGUUUGAUAGGAAAGAACCCAGAAGGGACCCGCGAUUCCUGCGCGAACAGCUAG